AUCUCGUCGCACGGGGCGCAGAUGACCAACUUGCUGUUCAUGGACAGGAACAGCAGCAUCAUGGAGUUCUACCCUCUGGGUUGGAAGCAGAGAGCCGGGGGAGGUCAGUACGUGUUCCGGUGGAUGGCGAGCUGGGCCGAGAUGCGGCACGAGGGUUCGUGGUGGGAACCCGUCGGCGAGCCGUGCCCCAACAACCCCGACAUCCUAGACUGCUGGAAGGACCGGCAGAUCGGGCACAAUGAGACCUACUUCGCGCAGUGGGCGGCUAGAGUCUUUGCCGCAGCCAAGGAGCGCAAGACGGGCAAUGCCGUCGGGGAUUCGGAGGGAGGUCCACCGCGAGAAGCGACAGUAUGCAGGUGCAGUUAGUUGCGUUUGCGUUGCUUGGAGUCGGAACAGCUGACCUCAUACCAGGUAUUUAUGAGAUUUGAGAUGAGAGCUCCAAAGGCAUCACCACUGUGAAUGUAAGUAGAAGAUAAGACAAACAGCGAAGGUUACAUGAGAGGAUCUAUAGGCAUGCUGAUAUCUCUAAAGUACAUGAUUAUAAACCACAAGCUCACAGGGUCGGGAGACCCUCCUUUCUCGUUGCCGCCCGGUCCCUAGCCUAUAUAAGGGGAACCGGGCCUUCAUUCUUCUCUCUCGACUCUCACACAUUCAUACCAACGCACACACACUCA
Setaria italica (foxtail millet) is the source of this 674-nucleotide messenger RNA. RefSeq lists its product as uncharacterized. The transcript has a single exon. The record is from RefSeq and is a predicted model, not a curated record. Lineage: Eukaryota; Viridiplantae; Streptophyta; Magnoliopsida; Poales; Poaceae. Bases 22 to 366 code for a protein of 114 amino acids.